UGCCCCCUAAACAGAAUGAACUAUUCCAUUUCAUUUGCGGCAUUUGGUACACAUUGCGGAAGUCGCGCAUGUUGCUUUCGUGAACUUCAGAGAAAAUUUGCGCGAUUAUUUCGUCGCUAAGAACCCAAUUUUUCUAACAAAUCUCGCAUUUUCCUGAGCAUAGUCUUCGGCAUACUGUCAAGACGUCCAAGAUUCGGUAGGUGUGGAGUUUUUAGCUACGUAUCGUAAGUAGUGUGCCCCCCUCCCCUCCUUACCAUGUCCGUAUCUGCGAGCUCCGAAACUCACAAACUCGAAGAACUUACCAGAGAAGAACUUAUCGCAAAAGUAAGACAACUCGAAGAUGCCGUCACAAAGUUAGAAGAAAGUACAAAAAACACAACCGAGCAGUUGACAACACAGAAGAAACAGCGCAGACAAAAACCGCAGAGAAAUUUCGACUUCACGAAAUACAACACGAGACACGUGGCUUUGAAGGUUGCUUACCUGGGAUGGAGUUACGACGGGUUUCAAAGUCAGGAGACAACGGACAACACCAUAGAGGCUCGACUGUUUGAAGCACUGACCAAGACAAGACUGAUAGAGAAGAGACAGUCGUCUAACUACCACCGAUGUGGUCGCACGGACAAGGGAGUGUCAGCAUUCGGCCAGGUGAUCUCGCUGGACUUACGGACCAAUCUGACAGAUGGCGCUGGUGUCAUCCCCAGACCUGAGGGAACAGCCAACCACAGGGAAGGAGACAAAACUACAGAGAUCAAAUAUGUCUACAUCCUCAACAAGGUCCUUCCACCAGACAUCAGGGUCCUAGCCUGGGCGCCUGUAGACCCAGACUUCAGUGCCAGGUUCAGCUGUCAACAGAGGACCUACAAGUACUUCUUCCCUAAAGGAAACCUGGACAUACAGAGCAUGCAUCUUGCUGGGCAGAAGUUGGUGGGAGAACAUGACUUCAGGAACUUCUGUAAGAUGGACGUGGCCAACAGAGUCGUCACUUUUAUCAGGAGGAUCAUAUCCACACAUGUGUGUGUGACAGGUGAAGAGACAGGUGGUUACCAGAUGUGUGAGUUCCAGGUGGUCGGCAAUGCAUUCCUGUGGCACCAGGUACGAUCGUACGACACUCGGACGUUGUAG
Branchiostoma floridae (Florida lancelet) is the source of this 1125-nucleotide messenger RNA. Its product is annotated as tRNA pseudouridine(38/39) synthase-like. Lineage: Eukaryota; Metazoa; Chordata; Leptocardii; Amphioxiformes; Branchiostomatidae. Gene Ontology annotation, biological process: tRNA pseudouridine synthesis; mRNA pseudouridine synthesis. The transcript is spliced from 7 exons. Gene Ontology annotation, molecular function: RNA binding; pseudouridine synthase activity. The coding region runs from base 256 to 1125 and encodes 289 amino acids. Gene Ontology annotation, cellular component: nucleus; cytoplasm. The record is from RefSeq and is a predicted model, not a curated record.